CACAUCAGAGUUUUAUGGAUUGCCUGCUGCUAAAAAGCUCGGUUUCUUUUUGCUUCCUUAGACUUCUCCGUCGAUUUAACCCUCGCCGAGAUACUGUCUCAGGGUCAUUCUUUUUUCUCCUCCAGUAUGAGUAUCUCCGGUGCUGCAGUUGGUUCAGGCAGAAAUUUAAGAAGAGCGGUAGAGUUUGGGAAAACUCAUGUGGUUAGGCCUAAAGGGAAACAUCAAGCAACUAUUGUCUGGCUACAUGGGCUUGGGGACAAUGGCUCGAGCUGGUCCCAGCUUUUGGAGACCCUUCCCCUUCCAAAUAUCAAAUGGAUAUGCCCGACUGCUCCUUCUCAGCCAAUAAGUUUGUUUGGUGGUUUUCCCUCCACAGCUUGGUUUGAUGUUGUGGACAUCAAUGAAGAUGGACCUGAUGAUAUGGAAGGAUUGGAUGUGGCUGCUGCACAUGUUGCAAAUCUGUUGUCGAAUGAGCCUGCUGACAUUAAAUUAGGUGUUGGAGGGUUCAGCAUGGGUGCGGCGACAUCUCUGUAUUCUGCAACUUGUUUUGCUCUCGGUAAAUAUGGAAAUGGCAAUCCGUACCCUAUCAAUUUAAGCACAAUCAUAGGCUUAAGCGGUUGGCUUCCUUGUGCAAAGACAUUGGCUGGCAAACUAGAAGAGGAACAGAUCAAGAACCGAGCUGCAUCAUUGCCCAUUAUAGUCUGUCAUGGAAAAGCUGAUGAUGUGGUACCGUUCAAGUUUGGGGAGAAAUCUUCCCAAGCCUUGCUUUCAAAUGGGUUUAAGAAGGUGACCUUUAAACCUUACAGUGCACUUGGUCACUACACAAUCCCACAGGAGAUGGAUGAGUUGUGCGCUUGGUUGACAUCCACCCUCGGCCUGGAAGGUUGAUGCUUUUCGUCUUCGAUGAUGUAGCUUUCUGAUGAACUCUUGAGAGUCUGAUUGAUUUGGAUGUUUCAGAAUUUCACAAUGUUUGAUUGGAAUAUUUGUGUAAGACAAAUUCGUCUAGUAGUAAAUCUUCUCCUUUGACACGUCCAAAAA
Messenger RNA from Arabidopsis lyrata subsp. lyrata, 1035 nucleotides. Its product is annotated as acyl-protein thioesterase 2. The transcript has 9 exons. NCBI's taxonomy places the organism in Eukaryota, Viridiplantae, Streptophyta, Magnoliopsida, Brassicales, Brassicaceae. Gene Ontology annotation, molecular function: hydrolase activity. The record is from RefSeq and is a predicted model, not a curated record. The coding region runs from base 127 to 885 and encodes 252 amino acids.